AUGAUAUAUGUCAACUAUAUCCUGGGACUUCUGUCCCUCUUACACACCGCUGUAGCCACAGCUCCUGAUUAUGUCGUGGUAGACCAACUGAACAGCAUCCCCGACGGAUGGACAAAAGGCGCAGCUCCCCCGCCAUUUACUCCGAUGAAGUUCUGGUUGUCGAUGCAUCACGAGUACAAGGCGGACUUCGAGCAGAAAGUCAUCGAUAUCUCGACACCCGGUCACCGGGAUUAUGGACGGCAUAUGAAACGCAACGAUGUCAUGGCCUUUAUGCGCCCAUCCGAUCAGGUCUCAAAGAUCAUCUUCUCUUGGCUUGAGUCGGAGCAUGUUCCACCAAAUGCCAUCGAAGAUCGCGGGGAUUGGGUCGCCUUCACAGUCCCGUUGGCCCAAGCACAAUCAAUGAUGAAGACCGAUUUUUACAACUUCCACCACCUGGAAACAAACACAACCCAAAUUAGGACCCUCAAGUACUCCGUUCCCGAGCAAGUCGAUGCUCAUCUGCAAAUGAUCCAGCCAACGACUCGCUUCGGCCGACCUAAGACACAAACCAGCCUACCGAGCCUCAUGCCAGUGUCGGUUAACAUUGAUGAAAUAAGCGAAGACUGCUUGACAGGCGUGACGCCCAUUUGCCUUCGCCAGCUCUAUGGUUUACCUAGCACCAAGGCAAGCCCCGACUCGAGAAACGUCCUCGGAAUUUCCGGCUAUCUGGACCAGUACGCGCGCUACAGUGACCUCGACGAGUUUCUAGCCGUAUACUCUCCAAACAGCGUAGACGCCGACUUCUCCGUAGUAUCGAUCAACGGAGGCCAAAACCCACAAAACUCACAAGAGGGAAGCACAGAGGCCAGUCUCGACAUCCAAUACGCCCUCUCCAUGGCAUUUGACGCUAACGCGACUUUCUACACUACCGCCGGACGUGCGCCAUCCCCGUAUCUCGAACAGCUCCAGUAUCUGGUGGGUCUUCCGGACGAGGAUCUUCCUGCAGUGCUUAGCACGUCUUACGGCGAGGAUGAGCAAAGUCUGCCGGAGGAAUACACAGAAGCCACGUGCAAUUUAUUUGCCCAAUUAGGUGCACGCGGGGUCUCGGUGAUCUUCAGCAGCGGAGACUCGGGCGUCGGAGGAUCGUGUGUAUCUAACGACGGAAGCCAGAGGACCCGCUUUCAGCCUAUCUUCCCGGCGUCGUGCCCGUUUGUUACAUCCGUGGGUGGGACUGAGGGCGUCGGGCCGGAAAAGGCUGUGGACUUUUCGAGUGGAGGGUUCUCCGAGCGCUUUGCUCGCCCGUCGUACCAGAAUGCGAGUGUGGAAGCAUACCUUGCCCGCUUAGGAGAUAAAUGGGAUGGAUUGUAUAAUCCAGACGGACGGGGUAUUCCUGAUGUGUCGGCCCAGGCUAGCAACUAUGUAAUCAGGGACCAUGGGCAAUGGCUACAAACUGCGGGAACAAGUGCUGCCGCCCCUGUCUUUGCAGCAGUCAUCUCUCGACUGAACGCUGCACGUCUCGAGCAGGGUAAACCUACACUAGGGUUUCUGAAUCCUUGGCUGUACUCACUCGACCAGCAAGGAUUUACGGAUAUUGUAGACGGCGGAUCAGUGGGUUGUGACGGGUCAAAUGGAGGAGCUCUUGUCCCGUAUGCCAGUUGGAAUGCCACCAAGGGAUGGGAUCCGGUUACUGGGCUGGGGACACCUCUGUAUCAGACUCUGGAGCAGUUGGCGCAGUCUGCUUAG
Molecule: messenger RNA, 1722 nt
Organism: Aspergillus niger
Lineage: Eukaryota; Fungi; Ascomycota; Eurotiomycetes; Eurotiales; Aspergillaceae
Exons: 3
Coding region: 1-1722 (573 amino acids)
Biological process (GO): proteolysis
Molecular function (GO): serine-type endopeptidase activity; tripeptidyl-peptidase activity
Source: RefSeq, a predicted model, not a curated record